AUGGCCGACACAUCCACCAGCACUGCCCGAGUGCCAGCAUGGAAGCGAAUCGGUCUAAAGCUCAAAUACGCCAAAGAUACCACCGAAGAGAACACACCGCCAAUAUCAAACUCGAGUCCGAAUUCUCAUCAAGAACCCUUGAAACCCAGAAAACGACCUGCCGAUGAUGAGGCUCCAGAAACUCCCAUCAAGCGUGUGAAGUCGGGAAAAUCGGAUAAAGGGAGGUCUGGUCUGAGAGAAAGUACUCUCACUGCUCAGGCUUUUUCGACGCCAGCCACCAAAACUCCAAAGAAGAUCGUAUUCGAUGAUGAUGAUCAACCUGUUGAAGCGAAAGGCGGUCGCCCGAGUUCAUUGAGGAAAUCUGUGUCUUUCACGCCAGACACGAAAGUCGAGGAUGGAUUCUCAGCAUCAAACUUCUUCAAAGCCUGGGUCAACGGCGGCGACAACAACCAAGGAAACGAAACCACCGAGCCAGAGGAGGAGUCCGCAUCACCUUCCAAAGAAUCCACCACCAAGGAACAGAAACCCAAGAAAAAGAAAAAGUCCAAAUCGACUUCAAUCCCCGCAGAAGAUCAACAAACUCAAGACUCCAAGAAGCCCAAGAAGUCCAAAAAGUCAAAGUCCAAAGACUCCAACAAGUCAACCUCAGACCCACGUGCAAUCGAAGACUCAGAGCCCACAGAACCGACACAACGCUACAUCACCUACCUCACGCACCACCACACCAGCAAAGCGACCUGGAAAUUCAACAAAAAGCACCAAAACAACCUCCUCAAGAACCUCUUCAACAUCUACCGGAUCCCAGCCACGCACAACGCCGCACUCGUAGAGUACAUAUCUGGACUGCAGGGAUCUGCGCGGCAGCGAGUCGCGCAGGAAGCGGUGGAGAUUCUGGUGGGCAUGGCGGGGGAGGAGGGGCUGGACGCGCAUGGGUGGAGGGAGAGGAGAGAUGCAUGUUUCGCUGCUCUGCAUCGGCGGGUCGAGGAAUCAGGCACUUCGGGUGAGAAGGGUGAAAGGGAUGAUCAGAAGAGGAGAGAACUCGAGCGUGGUAAGCGAGCGGAAGCUAUCCUCAAAGACGCACUGAACGACGAAGAACUCCUGUCUUCCGUCUUCGCGAUCUCGAGCACCGGGAAAUCACCCUCUGAGUCGGUCAAUAUGAAGGCCGUACUGCCCUCAACCACCGAAGAACAACCCGAGCUGGACACGAGACCUCAACGCAGGAAGCGCAAGGCUCGGACUGAUGUCUCGUCCUCAUCCUCCUCAUCGUCAGACUCUUACACUUCAGAAAGCUCUUCGAGCAGCGAUAGUGACAGCGAUAGUGAUAGCGAUAGCGACUAG
Molecule: messenger RNA, 1338 nt
Organism: Zasmidium cellare ATCC 36951
Lineage: Eukaryota; Fungi; Ascomycota; Dothideomycetes; Mycosphaerellales; Mycosphaerellaceae
Exons: 1
Coding region: 1-1338 (445 amino acids)
Source: RefSeq, a predicted model, not a curated record